AUGUCGAAAGCAGUCGCCGGCCAUGAUGUCUCUGCCAGGGACGUCGCCAACGUUUCUGAGAUCUCCCACCUAGUCGCACAAGACAAGACGCCAUGGUACAGGAAGAAGAACCUUCGACGUCUCUAUCUGUGUCUUGUUCCAGCCGCGCUCGGAGUGGAAGCCACAAGUGGGUUCGAUGGGAGCGUGCUCAAUGGGCUUCAGGCUGUCGAGCCUUGGGAAAAGUACUUUAACAACCCUAACGGCGCCCUCUUGGGUGUGAUUACCGCAGCUUUCUCUAUUGGCGCCGUGGCGGCGGUACCACUCGUCCCUUAUGUCAAUGACCGCUUUGGGCGCAAGCCUUGUAUCGUGUUCGGUAGUGUGAUCAUUGUCAUCGGCGCAGUCCUGCAGGCUGCAGCAGUUGACAUUGCCAUGUUCCUGGUGGCCAGAAUUAUCCUCGGAAUGGGAAUUGUAUACGCAAUCAGCGGAGCAUCCCAGCUCAUCGCCGAGCUGACAUAUCCCAAAGAACGCUCGGUGAUCACGGGUCUUUUCAACGAAAGCUGGUACGCUGGAGCGAUAUUGGCCGCUGGCAUCACGUUGGGAACAUAUUCCUGGGACAGUAACUGGAGCUGGCGAUUGCCCUCACUGUUGCAACUCUUGCCUUCGUCGUUGCAACUCACAUUCAUCUGGUUCAUCCCGGAGUCUCCCCGUUUCUUGAUUUCCAAGGACCGCCAUGAAGAAGCUCUAGAGAUUUUGAUCAAGUACCACGCGGAAGGUGAUCGGUCAAGUCCAUUGGUCGCAGCAGAAUUCCAGCAGAUCCGCGAGACUAUCCGCUUGGAAAUCGAGAGCACCAAGAGGCCGUGGAAAGAGCUUGUGACAUCCAGUGUCAACCGACGGCGAGUGUUUAUUGCAGCUUGUGUCGGCCUAUUCUCGCAGUGGUCAGGCAACGGCCUCGUCAGCUACUACCUGAGCAAAGUCCUGGCCACGGUUGGAAUCACCAAAAAGAGGACUCAGAAUGAGAUCAAUCUCGGCCUUUCCUGCUGGAACUUGGUCACUGGCGUCACCGGUGCUCUGCUUGCUCACAUCCUUCCCCGGAGACGCCAGUACUUGAUUUCGUACAGCGGCAUGACAGUGCUCUUUGCGUGCUGGACUGCGGCUUCUGCGGUGUACGCAAAGGAUCACACCAACCACCACGCUGCAAUCGCUGUCGUCGCACUGAUCUUCAUCUACUACGGCUUCUACAACCUCAUGAUGCCACUCACCUACAUCUUCAUCUGCGAAAUCUUCCCGUUUAUCCAUCGGAGCAAGGGCGUGGCAAUUACGCAGUUCUUCUCCCGUGGCGGCAGCUCCUUCAACCAAUUCGUCAACCCCAUAGGGCUCCAGGACAUCACAUGGAAAUAUUACAUCGUGUACGUGGUGUGGCUCGCCGUGGAAACCAGUGUGAUUUUCUUCGUCUAUCCUGAGACACGGGGCCCGUCGCUCGAAGAAGUUGCUGUGAUCAUGGAGGGAGACAAGGCCAAAGUCGAGGUCAUUGAGGUCGGAGCAUCGACGGCGAAGGGUGGAGUGGGCGUGCAAGAGGUUGAGAAAGCCUGA
Messenger RNA from Fonsecaea erecta, 1569 nucleotides. RefSeq lists its product as hypothetical. Gene Ontology annotation, biological process: transmembrane transport; carbohydrate transport. NCBI's taxonomy places the organism in Eukaryota, Fungi, Ascomycota, Eurotiomycetes, Chaetothyriales, Herpotrichiellaceae. The coding region runs from base 1 to 1569 and encodes 522 amino acids. Gene Ontology annotation, cellular component: membrane. Gene Ontology annotation, molecular function: carbohydrate:proton symporter activity. The transcript has 5 exons. The record is from RefSeq and is a predicted model, not a curated record.